AUGCUUGUCUUUUCACAGACGAUAGAGUGGACAGAGAGUGAUUCGCCAACGCCAUCGCCAAACUCUGUUCCGGAAAAAAGUUCUCCAAGAACCAUCACUGACGAUAAUCCCUCAUUUGAAGAAACGUCUGUAAUUCAAGAGCUACCGGCAGCCGGGACAAAAACUAGCAAAACUGCUCAUGUUUGUCCGCACUGCAAUUUUACAACAUUCAUGUCUCAACAUAUGAAGAGCCAUUUGGAUGCCCACGAACGCCACCAAGGACAAAUGUACCAAUGCGACAUUUGUCAAAUGCAAUUCAGUCAGAAGGCCAAUAUGCACCGCCAUCGGAUGAGACAUAGUGGUGUAAAGCCGUACGAGUGUCGGUACUGCAAAAAGCGGUUCUUUCGUAAGGAUCAGAUGCAAGAACAUUCAAUGACGCACAUUAAAACUGGAGUAGAUUUCGAUUGUCCAGUUGCCUUUUGCACUCAUCAGUUUAGCCAGCAUUCUACACUUAGAUCUCAUUUGGACGAAGCGCACAAUGUCUGCGCUUCAUCUCCAGCUUCCUGCAAACGGUGCUCUCUACUUUUUGCCAACUCGCGACGUUUACUUCUUCACUAUCAAACAAGACAUGACGACAGUGAGUGUGGCGGAGUUGUAUCAAAAAAGGAAAAUGACGCUUCGCUGAAGAAGAGACGGCCAUUGUCGACAUCUGCCUCCCCUUCACAGAUUCGUGCUGCAUGCAAAAAAGACUUUAGUCCACAUCAAACGGAUUCGUCCGAGAUAUCCUCUAGUCCAGAUUGGGAUCAGGUCCUGACUGUUGUAAAUUGA
Messenger RNA from Strongylus vulgaris, 807 nucleotides. Lineage: Eukaryota; Metazoa; Nematoda; Chromadorea; Rhabditida; Strongylidae. The record is from the annotation of a GenBank genome assembly.